AUGUACUUCUUUUCUUGGGAUCUACCGGCUCUUGUUCCUUCCAUUGGCAUUGGUACUUGGCAUAUGGAAAUUACACAAGAGCCCAUGAGGAUAGUUGAAGCAUAUCCUGGAGAAGUAACAUUUGCCGACUGCCAUAAAGACCGCGAUGGGGAAGGUGUGGUUGAGUUUUCCUCAUAUGAAGAUAUGAAAAAUGCUAUUAGAAAGCUUGACGAUACUGAAUUGAAGGGCAAACAUAUUAUUCUUCGAGAAGCACCG
Racocetra persica is the source of this 255-nucleotide messenger RNA. The record is from the annotation of a GenBank genome assembly. NCBI's taxonomy places the organism in Eukaryota, Fungi, Glomeromycota, Glomeromycetes, Diversisporales, Gigasporaceae.